Meloidogyne enterolobii is the source of this 605-nucleotide messenger RNA. NCBI's taxonomy places the organism in Eukaryota, Metazoa, Nematoda, Chromadorea, Rhabditida, Meloidogynidae. The record is from the annotation of a GenBank genome assembly.
UUAUGUAUCUCUACAAUUUAACAUUACAAGGAAUUACUUCAAUCAAUUGUGCUGAAGUUUGUGUUGCAAAAGGCUCAGUGCUUCAAUUAUUAUUUUGUGACCCAAAAACUGGAAAAAUUUCCGUAAUUUGCAGUUGUGAUACUUUUGGAAUAAUUAGAUCGCUUUUGACUUUUCGUCUUACCGGAAGUUCUAAAGAUUAUAUUGCCGUUGCUUCAGAUUCUGGUCGAAUUGUAAUUCUCGAAUAUUCUUCACAAAAACAUUCAUUUGAACGUGUUCAUCAAGAAACUUAUGGUAAAUCUGGUUGUCGACGUGUUGUCCCUGGUCAGUAUUUGGCCGUUGAUCCAAAGGGGAGAGCUCUUUUGAUUGGAGCGAUUGAACGACAAAAAUUGGUAUACAUUUUAAACAGAGAUGCUCAAGCAAAUCUAACUAUCAGCUCACCACUUGAAGCACACAAAAAUUACAGCAUAUGUUUUUCAAUUGUUGGCAUUGAUGUUGGUUUUGAAAAUCCGACUUUUGCCUGCCUAGAAAUUGAUUAUGAGGUAUCUUUUUAUUUUAAGUUGAAGUUGUUUUAUUUUUCUGUUGGUUGUUUUUUGUUUUUCCUAUGA